This is a messenger RNA of Sinocyclocheilus anshuiensis, 900 nucleotides long. RefSeq lists its product as uncharacterized. Gene Ontology annotation, biological process: positive regulation of T cell proliferation; immune response; cellular response to lipopolysaccharide. The record is from RefSeq and is a predicted model, not a curated record. The transcript is spliced from 10 exons. NCBI's taxonomy places the organism in Eukaryota, Metazoa, Chordata, Actinopteri, Cypriniformes, Cyprinidae. The coding region runs from base 28 to 900 and encodes 290 amino acids. Gene Ontology annotation, cellular component: external side of plasma membrane.
CUUUUGACAUCUUGAGUGUCAUGCAUCAUGUACAUUUCACGUCUUUGGAUAUUUUUUGGUGCUUUGGUGUCUUCAAAUGCUCUGGACCGCUGGAAUACAAGAUGUAUAGAUGUCACCGUCAAAGCCUCUCUGAAAUCCGAAGUCUUUCUCCCAUGUCACUUUAAUAUAAGCCAUUAUAAUGGAACAUUGACAUUGAAUUGGAGCCACUAUCCCACUAAUAACAGACUUGUAACGAUCAUGACUGAUGGCAAAAUCAUCUUUGGAAGUCCUAGUGAAGGACGAGUGAAUGUUUUUCCCCUUCUUUCUAAACAUGGAAACUUCUCUAUCCUCAUCCAUGAUCUGCAGUCUUCAGACAUUGAUACCUACUUAUGUCAGCUGAACAGUGAAUGCUGGAGGGUGAAGAUCAUUGAACGUCGUCCAUACAGUAAGAUCAGAAUCAGUGAGCCAAACCCCUGGUUCUACUUUGCAGCUGGAGCUGGAUUGUUUAUUCUCCUUUUUAUUGCAUUCAGCCUGUUAUCAAAAUUCUGUGGAAAGUGUGUAAAUACAUCAUCCAAAUCGAAUCCAGUUAAUAAAGUACAGAGUGAAGGUAGUAAUUCCCCUCAAGAAACACAGAAUAUUGAAAGCAGUGAACAUAGAAACAAAAACAAGUGGGGUGUGAGGAGGGGCCCUACAACUGUUUAUGAAAAUGACAUACAUGCUCCAAAUCAAAGUUCUGAUGUGCAGCAGGGGCAACAUCCUCAGAGAGCCUUCAGAGCCGUUCCCGAGCCAACAAGAAGUCAUCCUUCGGAUGCAAAACCAUACUACGUCAACCAGGCGGAGCUCUCCAUUCCAGUAAAUGCUGGCAAAAAACGGAAAAAACAAAAAAAUUAUCAGUUUAAAAAUCCAAUAUAUGCAGACUGA